Molecule: messenger RNA, 1332 nt
Organism: Laetiporus sulphureus 93-53
Lineage: Eukaryota; Fungi; Basidiomycota; Agaricomycetes; Polyporales; Laetiporaceae
Exons: 9
Coding region: 1-1332 (443 amino acids)
Cellular component (GO): kinetochore; Ndc80 complex
Source: RefSeq, a predicted model, not a curated record
AUGGCUGGGCAGUUCUCGUUUCCGACGAUGUCUAUCGCAGAGAUCGUCGACGCGUUCUCGGGUUGGGGCUAUGCAAUCAGCCACGAACAAGUCGCGCGACCGACGCCUGAAUUCGUCUUAGGCAUUUACAGCACUUGUCUGGAACAAGUCACUGGGAUCACCGUGGACGCGCUUCAGCCUUCUGUGGACGCGGCUUUGGCUACAGUGGACAAUCCUGAAUUAUAUACCCAAGCCCUACCCAAAGUCCUCCUUCUCCAUCAUCUCCAACGUUUCGCCACCGCGGCCAAGUUCCACGGCUUCAGUUCACGGGACCUGUACUUCCCCGAACCCGAACGAACGCGCUCCAUCUUAUCCGCCUUUGUCAACUUUGUCAAGUUCUGCGAACAGUGUGAGCCGUUCAUCAUGGGCCUCCGCGAGAGGUCUGCGGCUGUCGUCGAGGAGCGGGAUCGGGUGGCCCAGCAGUUGGCGGAGACGCGCCAGAAGGUAGUGACAAUCAAGGCAAAACGUGCAGAGGACGAGCCUAAGUGCGAAGCUUUGCGUCAAGAGAAGACUUCGAUGACCGCACAGCUCGUGCAGUACAAGGAAACGCAGCUAUCCCUUCUCAAAGACCUGGAGACUCUCAAGCGGGAAAUUGAAUCGGUGCUGCAAAGCAAGGCACGCGUGAACAAGGAGACGGCAGUGCUUAAUGACAAGAUCAAUCGGACACGCGGGAGGAUUGUGCAAUCGCCGGAGCGCAUCAAGCGCAACAUCACAAGCAUGAGCGCGACAGCCGCCGAGGAGAAGCGCACGGUCAACGCGCACGAGACGAAGAUCCGCGAUCUGCAGACGAAGAUCGCGGCGCUUCUGAACAUCGAGAAGGAUGUGCGUUCUUGUGUGGAGCAAUUGCAGAUGAUCGAGAAAGAGGCCAAUGCGCUCGAUGCUGCCCAAAAGGAACUGUCCGACUUGCGAGACCAACUAGACCAGAAGAAGAGCGAGCGGACUGAGCUGGAGAUGAAGCGAGAGCGGGUCAAGAAGCAGCUCGCAAACGCACAGGAAAAGCUCGAACGUGCGCAAAGGCACGCCGAGGAUAAACGACUCGCGAGCCAACAGACGAUUGAGCGGCUACAGCGCGAGUACGAGGAGAUGGCGGUCGAACGCCGGGAUAACGACAGGCAAGUGGAGGAGCUCCGCGCGGAGGCGGAUGCGAUUGAGCGCAAGAUGGCGGAGCACCUCAAGAAGAGCCAAGCGGAGCUCAAUGAACUCUUGGCGGAAUACUGGAGAUUGCGACACGAGACUGAGGUUUACAUGGAGACAUUGGCCAACAAGCUCGGUAUGCAGGUGACAAGCGUAUGA